Molecule: messenger RNA, 1556 nt
Organism: Trifolium pratense (red clover)
Lineage: Eukaryota; Viridiplantae; Streptophyta; Magnoliopsida; Fabales; Fabaceae
Product: myb family transcription factor PHL5-like
Exons: 6
Coding region: 85-1272 (395 amino acids)
Molecular function (GO): DNA binding; DNA-binding transcription factor activity
Source: RefSeq, a predicted model, not a curated record
UUUCCUUACUAUUCAUCACCCUCUCUCUCUUUUCUCAUUAUAUAUAAAAUAAAUUACAACAACUUGGUUUUUUCCCUUAAAUAUAUGGCUACAUGUUAUCAACAUACAUCACAAAAGUUUAAGGUAACAGAACCAACAACCAUGUAUCAACAUUGGUCAAGGAUGUAUGGAACACAAUGGGAAUCUUACAUGGGAAUUAACAACCUAGUUAAGGUUGUUGGAUCAGAACAAGUCAUGAGUUUUGAGCCAAUCAAAUCAUCCUGUAACAACAUUGUGACACCUUAUGAAGGUUUUGGUGCAGUAACUGUAGCUAAAAUCAAAAGUCCUGUUGGUUUUCAAGGUGGAGAAUAUUAUGAUGAGGAUCAGAUUGAAGUUCCUGAUUGGUGUUUUGAUCAGUUUCCAAAGAUAACAGAUCCUCCAUUGUUGAAUUGUCAAGGUUCUGGAGAUAACUUCACAAGCUCUUUGUAUUCAGUUUCAAAAGAAUCUUUGUUGUCUAAUAGUGCAGAUAGUCAAAAUUCUUCUGAAGAUGAAUAUAGUAAUUUUCAGUCUGGAAAUAUGUCAUUUUAUGAUCAUUUUCCUCAAAAUCAUGAUGAAUUGCUGAAGAAUGAUGCUUCCAUAGAUGAAAAGCCCUUUGAAAUUUCAUUUCAGAGAAUUAAGUCGGGCUCACCUACAAAGUCUCCUCAACUUUAUGGAAUUGGAUGUGCCACUUCUAGCAACAAUGAUUCUAGAAAAUCGAAAAGAAGGAUAAGAUGGACUGAGGAACUGCAUGAAUCAUUCAUGAUGAUCGUUGAUCACCUCGGUGGUCCAGAAAAGGCAAAGCCUAAGGCUAUACUAGAUAUGAUGAAAUCGAAUUCGCUGUCACUUUCUCAUGUUAAAAGUCAUUUACAGGUAAAAUUAUUUCCAUUUAAUUUGAACAAUUUCAAUGAGUUUUGUAAACAUUGUUGUCUUCGGCCUCUAAUAUAUCUUUCUAAUGUAUUUGCCUUGCAGAAAUGUCGAUCUUCAGAACGCGUGCAUAAAGCUUUGCGAGAAAGAUCUGGGGAAGGACAUAGAACAGAUAAAGUCACAGAACUUCAACUCAAAAUCUAUAUGCAAAUUGAGGAAUCGCGACAAUUGCAACUAGAGGUUCGAAAAAGUAUUUCCCAACAGCUUGAGAUGCAAAGAAGUUUGGAAACACUGAUUGAAGAACAUAGCAAGAAGCUCAAAGUAAUGCAAAAAGAAAAAACCAACAAAAGAAAAUCUUGGACACAACGAGAAAUGACAGUUCCGAAAUAACAGGUCAUUACUUGGACUGAUGUGACGGAUGCUUCUCCCAAGAAUGGUGCCUGUUCUUCAUAUUGGAUUACAAGAUCCAACAUGAUUACUUGACAAGGAAGAUUGAUAUUCUUUAUACAAAAUGUAGUGAUUCAAAUGCACUAGGGCUUAGAGACCAAGUCAAAAGUUAAGAAGACAAUUGUGUUUAUCUAAGUGUAAGAAUGUUGUGGUGGCUACUUCAAAAAUGUAAUAUGAACAUAAAAUAGAUUUGAAUGGUGAACAUCAAUAGGAAGGAGAUUCAUGAA